AUGGAGGCCGAGCCAGCCCCGGACUUGUCGAUGCUUCGAGAGUUGCUGACGCCGCCCUGUCUGGACCCCGAACCGCCCCCGGAACUCCCCACCCAGCAGGCACCAAGGACUCCAGGAUGCCUCAGACCCAGUGGCAGGUCCUUCUGGCCUGCACACCAGGACUUGGUCACCGACUUGCACUUCCUCCAAGAGCCAGCAGAGGGGCUGGCCCAGUCCCCCACCUGGGACACCCAGGCCCUAGGGCCCUGCUGGGAGCCGAAGGCCCUGGAGACUCUGGGAGCCCUACCUCUGGCCGAGGAUGCCAAGAACAUGCUGACCCCAGUCAGCCAGCAGAGCCCCAGCCUGGGGCCCCAAGUGGGUCCCCCGGCCUCUUCAGCCCAGCCACAGAGGAGACCCCGGAAGCAGUCGAACCCCCAGCGGGGCGCCGAGAAAGUGGACCCCCGGUUCGAGGGGGUGACCCUGAAGUUUCAGAUAAAGCCAGAUUCCAGCCUACAGAUCAUACCCAUCUACAGCCUGGCCUGCAGCACCCGCUCUCAGGGUCCCCCGCCAGGCCCUGCCAGAGGCCCAGAGGCCAACGCAGGAGGCAGCGAGUCCCUGGGGCGCCGACGCUGUGCUUCCUGUAGGACCCAGAGGACCCCACUCUGGAGAGAUGCCGAAGAUGGGACCCCCCUCUGCAAUGCCUGUGGUAUCAGGUACAAGAAAUACGGCACCCGGUGCUCCAGCUGCUGGCUGGUGCCCAGGAAAAGUGUCCAGCCCAAGAGACUGUGUGGCAGAUGUGGGGUGUCGCUGGGUCCCCCCCCAGUCCCAACUCAGGAAGGGUAA
Molecule: messenger RNA, 822 nt
Organism: Balaenoptera acutorostrata (minke whale)
Lineage: Eukaryota; Metazoa; Chordata; Mammalia; Artiodactyla; Balaenopteridae
Gene: ZGLP1
Product: zinc finger GATA like protein 1
Exons: 5
Coding region: 1-822 (273 amino acids)
Biological process (GO): oocyte development; regulation of transcription by RNA polymerase II; spermatogenesis
Cellular component (GO): nucleus
Molecular function (GO): zinc ion binding; sequence-specific DNA binding
Source: RefSeq, a predicted model, not a curated record